GAGAAAGGAAAAAAGAAAACAUGGCGUUUUGAUUGUGAAAUAAACAAAAGUAUUUUUUUUAAGAUAGAAAAAGUAUUUGUUUUUAUCACACAAAAGACCAGAAACUAGUUUUAUAAUUUAUUCCUAAUUUAUUAACACUAAACUACAAAAACAACACAAAAUAUCUUCAAACAAAAAUGUCCUUUAGAAAAAAAAGUACAACUUCUACAGAGGAAUCUAGUUCGAGUUCGUCGUCAGGUUCUUCGAGUUCCAGUGGGAGCAGCAGCGGGUCGGAGAGUGGCAGCUCUUCCUCCGAAACAGAUUCGUCGAGCUCAACAGAAGGCAAGCCAACUAAUGCGUCGGCUAAUCCAAAAGCUCCAGAGCCAGCCAAGUCACAGAAUGUGCGGAGAAAGAGUUCCACGGAAGUAAAGGGUCAGGUGAAGACUGAUGAAAAGCCAACGACCUCUGCGGUUGGGACAAAAGCCCGAUUAUCCACUGGCGGGCCAAACCCAAGACUCUCAAGAAGCAGUGUGUAUUCCAGCGAUGACGACGUGCCUCCCAGCAAGCGACUCAACCGAUCGAAUUCCAGCACUCAGCCUCCUAACACGCGCAAAAGACCAGGGGUGGAGAAGAAAGUAAUUCCCCCUACCCUAGUGCCAAGUCAUCCGCCGGCGAAUGGGGGCGGUAAGGCUCCUCCAGCAAUCGUCAAGCAACAUCAGCAACAAAACUUUGCCUCGAAAGUAGUUAGUAGUAAAACGAAGGCUUUUCACACUGCUGCCAAAUCUCAAGCACUCUCGAAUAGUAAUUCCAAAAACAAAAGUAUUUUUUCCCCAGAGAACUCGACAGACUCGGGUCAAGAGGAGGUCAAAAAACCCAAGAAGAACCCGCAGAAAGGAAGUACAAAUGCUGCACAACAAAAGGGCAAGGCAAGUGCAGCAGGCGCAAAAUCAAAAACCACCAUUCCGAAAUCGAAAUCUCCCCAAAAAGCGCGUGCCCCGCCGACUGGGAAAGCAACGGCGAAUCGAAGAAGCUCAGAUGAGUUUGAUUCUGAGAGUGCUUCUUCAUCUGCUGAAGGGUCGUCCUCUUCCACCGACUCGGAUGCAUCGGAAUCCAGCGACACCUCAUCAUCGCCACCCUCGAAACGGGCGGUUCAGAAGAAGGCCCUCUCUACAAAGACCCCAUCGGCAAAAGCAGAUAAGGCCGUAGUUCUGUCCGACUCUGAUGCAGCAGCUGCGGCAAACAAGCAAACCACCCCUCGAAAGCUUACUCGAUCACUAAGCACGCGAAGAUCGAAGCAUAUCCUUGGAAGAGUUUCCGACACCGAAUCUGAAGGUGAGCUGGAUAAGCGAUCACUCUCCAAAAGUCCUGCGAAGAAAGCCUCGGUGGUGACUAAGAGCAAAGCAAAGGCAAAAACAAAGCGCGACAUGAAAUCAGAAAAAGCUUGUACGGAACGUGCCAUCUCACCGCAGCUUCAAGAGCAAAAGUGUCCCAUAGAGGGAUGCGAUUCGUCUGGCCAUCUUAGUGGCAACCUGGAGAAACAUUUCCUGCCAGAAGCUUGUCCAAUAUUCCAUAAUAUGUCUGCCUCUGAGUGCAAGGAGCGGGCAAACGAAAGGAAACUCAAAGACGACGAGUAUGACAGAGUAGCGAGUCAGUUUGACCCACAGAAAAAGGUGUCCACCCCCGAACAGAAGGAAUAUUUACAAAAAAUCCGAGAAGCUCGGGCGAGAUUUAAGCCUCAGCAGGCGCACUCAUCGAUGGCAGAUAAAAUAAAAAGUGAAAAAGAUUGCACCGAUCAUGAUCGAGAGCCAAAUCUGAUCGGACUGGUUCCAGAAUAUGAUCUGCAGCUGUUUAGGGAGGCUCAAGCAAUAGCAAGCGAAAAAAUCGAAAACGAACUCAAGGGUCUUCAAGUUGGCAAGGGUAUCAAGUACAUCACAAUGGGUAAAUACCAAAUGAAGGUGUGGUAUCAAUCGCCGUAUCCAGAGGAUGUUGCACGCCUACCCAAAAUGUACAUCUGUGAAUUUUGUCUGAGAUAUCAAAAAUCCGAAACAGGUAUCAAGAGACACGCACAGAAGUGCAUGUGGCGACAUCCUCCAGGUGAUGAAAUUUAUAGAAAGGGAAAAUUACAAGUGUGGCAGGUGGAUGGCAAACGACACAAACAAUAUUGCCAACAUUUGUGUUUAUUGGCCAAGUUCUUUUUGGAUCACAAAACAUUGUACUGCGAUGUGGAACCGUUUUUGUUUUAUGUAAUGACAUUGGCCGACAUCGAUGGAUGCCAUACUGUAGGGUACUUUAGCAAGGAAAAAAACUCAUUUUACAACGUUUCUUGUAUCUUGACGCUGCCCCCUUAUCAGAGGAAGGGAUAUGGAAGACUGUUAAUUGACUUCAGUUACCUUUUGACGAGGGUGGAAGGCAAAAUCGGUUCCCCAGAGAAGCCGCUAUCGGACUUGGGAUUGAUAUCCUAUAGAUCAUAUUGGAAAGAUGUCCUUUUGGAUUAUCUAUGUAAUCGUACAGGAACCACUCUGAGUAUUAAAGAAGUUUCACAGGAAAUGGCAAUUUAUUCCUAUGAUAUUGUAAGCACGUUGCAAGCUCUUGGAAUGAUGAAAUAUUGGAAAGGAAAACACAUAGUAUUGAAAAAACAGGAUGUAUUGGAUGAGUUCGAGGAGAGACUAAGACGCAGAGGAAACUUUCCAAAAAUUGAUGAUAAUUGUUUAAGAUGGAGUCCAUUUGUCCCGCCACAGUCAAAUAAUUCACCGUAAUUUAUUGUAGUUUAUUUUUUUAUUUUGUUUAUUUAACAAUUGGGUGUAAAUGUGUUGUAUUUAUUUGGUAUUUGGAAUUAUAGAAAAAAAAAUACGUACCUAUGCUAA
This is a messenger RNA of Eupeodes corollae, 2843 nucleotides long. It is a transcript of the gene chm, whose product is annotated as histone acetyltransferase KAT7. The record is from RefSeq and is a predicted model, not a curated record. Gene Ontology annotation, cellular component: nucleus. NCBI's taxonomy places the organism in Eukaryota, Metazoa, Arthropoda, Insecta, Diptera, Syrphidae. The transcript is spliced from 7 exons. Gene Ontology annotation, molecular function: zinc ion binding; histone acetyltransferase activity. The coding region runs from base 177 to 2735 and encodes 852 amino acids. Gene Ontology annotation, biological process: regulation of DNA-templated transcription.